UUCAACUCUAUGGAAUGAUGACUAAUGACAAACACAGACCUUCUUUUGUAAAUGUGCAGGGGCUAGAAGCUGAAGCAGAUAAAAUCAACAGGGAUGUUUUAAAAUCAGGAAAAAGAAGAGAUGUGAUUUUGUGUAGUGAAUGCUUUAAACCAAGAUGUGUGUAUAGCAACACUAAAAUGACAAGAGAGCAGGAUGGAAUACUUCUUCGUAUUAGAGAAGAGGAUAACUACACAUGUGGAGAUGCCUUUCCUGUAGAUAGCGGACUGUUUGUUCGUGAAAGUCUGUCAUGUAACUCUGAAGUAGAAAUCAAUUAUUAUGGUGCUACUAUGCGACAUUUUGUUCCACCAUGCUGCAUUUACUGUGGAAAAACUGAAGAUUUACUAGAUGAUGUGGAUGACUAUAUACAAAAUGUAUAUACUAUGUUUUCAGUUGUUCGACCAUUAUGUAAAACCUGUAGAACUGCAGGAAAAGAAGCUAAAACAUGGGGGAAAAAGUUUUUGCAAAAAGGUCAUAGACAAUUCAAUUAACUUGAUUUGAAGAGCAGUACAUUUUUACUGUGAAAUAUGUCAAAAUCCUACUAUCAAAAUAAAACUAUCUGAUAUUAAGAAUUUAUUCAUUCCCAGAGUGCAUCUUACAAUUCACAGCAGCGGUUGGUUUUGAUGAGAACUCAUAUCCUUCUGUUUGUCUUUUAGCAUCCAAGCAGAGCUCUUAAUAUAAUAAUAAGGAGAUGUGGUUAAUUGCCAAUGAGACAACUAUCCACCAAAAUUCAAAAGAAGUGGAUAUAAGCAAUUAUAGGCAACCAAACAGUCUUCAACCAUGAGAAAAUCCCAUGUUUUGUUUUGGUGGAAUUUAAUUAAACCUCAAACAU
Mytilus californianus (California mussel) is the source of this 868-nucleotide messenger RNA. RefSeq lists its product as uncharacterized. The record is from RefSeq and is a predicted model, not a curated record. The coding region runs from base 15 to 527 and encodes 170 amino acids. Lineage: Eukaryota; Metazoa; Mollusca; Bivalvia; Mytilida; Mytilidae. The transcript is spliced from 2 exons.